GUGUAUGUGUGUUGGUGGAUGUGAGUACGAGGAAGCAGCGGCCGCCAUUUCAGAGAGCUUGUCGAAGCUGUCGCAGGGGUGGAUCCUGAGCUGCCGAAGCCGCCGUCCUGCACUUCCGCGCGGGCUCCUCUAAUCCCAUUGUUUCUUUUAGAUUCGCUCGGGCCUAUCCGCCCUCGGAGCCCGAAAUUCGGGCUGGGCGGUACCGCGGCCUGGGCCUAGCGGCUUAACAGUAGCAACAGCGGCGGCAGCAACAGCAGCAGCCCCCGUCUUUCCGAAUACAAGCACCCCAGGGGCCCGAAAGCCCGCACAGGCGUUUAGAGAAAAUGGCAGACGAUAUUGAUAUUGAAGCAAUGCUUGAGGCUCCUUACAAGAAGACUUGCCUAACGAUAUCUCACCUCUACUCCCAUGAAUUCACCUUUGAUUCCAGUGUGAACUGUCAAUCAUAAGGUAGUAAUUGAGUGACUUAUCGCUGUACCGUGGUCCCCUAGGUAAAAUGACUCAACUAAGAAUUACCAGCUCCAGUUUGGUAUAGCAAAAAGGUGAAUGUAGUGGUUUGGGAAAAUAGCAGGGGUCCAAGAAUAACAAAGCAUAACCAGUCUGUGGCAAGCAAAUCUUUAAAUAAGUUUUACAAGAAGAAAUGGGUGAGAUUUAAAUUUUCUUCUAUAUAUAUACAUAUAUAUAUGACUGGUGAUAGUAAAUAUUGAAACAGGCAGGUGAUGAUCUGCUGCUCAGUUAAAAAUUACUAAAAUUCUUGGAUCCCUGAAUAGAAAUUUUUUUUUAAAGCAAAGGAGGCAGUAUCACAAACUUAAAGUCACUUGAUGACUGUUUUUACUGUUCUCCAUAUUUUAUUUUUAAUUAGUCCCUGCCAUAAUAUUUCACACUAAAAGCUACAGAGGAAUUAUUUUGGCUAAUAGUAUAGUCUUUGACCCAUUUCAGUAUCACAGUAAAAGUAAAGUGUCUUUUCAUUCUUUCACCAGUUGGUGGUGAAAAUAGCAGUAUGCAUGCAUUAUCACUGGUGUCACAAACUGUAAGCUUUGUAAGUUAGGACUUAUACUUCUAUAACUGAUGUGAUCAAACUUUAAAAAUAAACAUUGCACUAAACCUUUUAAAAAUAAUACAGCUGUUUUGGAUUGUAUAGCACGACCAUGUGGUACCAAUAUGGAUGAAUUCUUUCUAGCUUUAAAUGGUGUAUGUAGUUUUAUAAUGCUUAGACUCUUGAAGAACUACUUUCUAUUUUAAUGUUAAGAUUCUUGUGUCUUAGUUUAACAUGGAUGUAGUUCCAUGUAAACAGGUAUGGAAGUAGGAAAUGUUUAGGCUGGACUGGUGGAUUAUUAAUUGACUUUCUUGGGUUCUUGGGAGUCAACAUUACUAAAGCAGUGUGAAUCCCUGUUUGCUUCAGGGCGAGAUGUGUGACAGAGGUGGCAUCAAGCUCUUACAGUCCCAACCCUCCAACGGAAAUGGGCGAAGAUCUCAGGAAUGGCAUCGGUCACAGGAAAUCGAUAGUGGCUGGCUGCUAGCAUGGCCACUUGGGGCUUAGGCAGAAAUAGAGCCAUGGUACUGACCAAAGGGACCAUAGCACAUGGAAUAAAACUCAAAACAGGACUUCAUUCAUGUUUUAUAGAAAUUCUAUUUAACCACUUGAACACUGUAAAUCUGGAUAACUUAAUAUCUAACUAUAUAAGAAAGUAAAAUUUAACAUGUUAAUAUGCAUUUUUAUUUUUGUAUCACGAUGACUUAAUUGUAAGCAACAAAGUGGUUAAACACAUACCCAUCUAAAUUUUUUUAUAGCCUUCCAUGUUAAAUUAUAAGCAAGUAAUUAGUUUUAAAAUUGUUUUGUAUUUUCUUAUUCCUAUUCCCUUUACCCUUUGACAACUUGAAAUGUUACCACUUCGUCCUCAUGAUGUUCUUCUAUCAACCCUGCUUAGGAUGAGAACAAGUUGAGCAGUGCUAACGGCCAUGAAGAACGUAGCAAAAAACAAAGUUUCUGCCUCCUUGGAAAGCUCUACAUCUCCUUGUGAUUGGAGUGUGGGUUUCAAGAUUCCAGAAGGAGGAAAAAAAGCAAGAGCAGAAGUCGUAGUCAUGAACGUAAAAGAAGCAAAAGUAAGGAACGGAAACGAAGUAGAGAUAGAGAAAGGAAAAAGAGUAAAAGCCGUGAAAGGAAGCGAAGUAGAAGCAAAGAAAGGAGACGAAGCCGCUCAAGAAGUCGAGAUCGCAGAUUCAGAGGCCGCUACAGAAGUCCUUACAGACGACGCUCCCGAAGCAAAAGUCCAUUCAGAAAAGACAAGAGCCCUGUGAGGGAACCUAUUGAUAAUCUAACUCCUGAGGAAAGAGAUGCAAGGACAGUUUUCUGCAUGCAGCUGGCAGCAAGAAUUCGCCCAAGGGAUUUGGAAGAGUUUUUCUCUACAGUAGGAAAGGUUCGAGAUGUGAGAAUGAUUUCUGAUAGAAAUUCAAGACGUUCCAAAGGAAUUGCAUAUGUGGAGUUUGUUGAUGUUAGCUCGGUGCCUCUAGCAAUAGGAUUAACUGGCCAACGUGUUUUAGGAGUGCCAAUCAUAGUACAAGCAUCACAGGCAGAAAAAAACAGAGCUGCAGCAAUGGCAAACAAUCUACAAAAGGGAAGUGCUGGACCUAUGAGGCUUUAUGUGGGCUCGUUACACUUUAACAUAACUGAAGAUAUGCUUCGGGGGAUCUUUGAGCCUUUUGGAAGGAUUGAAAGUAUCCAACUCAUGAUGGAUAGUGAAACAGGUCGAUCUAAGGGAUAUGGUUUUAUUACGUUUUCCGAUUCAGAAUGUGCCAAGAAGGCUUUGGAACAACUUAAUGGAUUUGAACUAGCAGGGAGGCCAAUGAAAGUUGGUCAUGUUACUGAACGUACUGAUGCUUCCAGUGCUAGCUCAUUUUUGGACAGUGAUGAACUGGAAAGGACUGGAAUUGACUUGGGAACAACUGGUCGUCUCCAAUUAAUGGCAAGACUCGCAGAGGGUACAGGUUUGCAGAUCCCACCAGCAGCACAGCAGGCUCUACAAAUGAGUGGCUCUUUGGCAUUUGGUGCUGUGGCAGAAUUCUCUUUUGUUAUAGAUUUGCAAACAAGACUUUCUCAACAGACUGAAGCUUCAGCUUUAGCUGCAGCUGCCUCUGUCCAGCCUCUUGCAACACAGUGUUUUCAACUCUCUAACAUGUUUAACCCUCAAACAGAAGAAGAAGUUGGAUGGGAUACAGAGAUUAAGGAUGAUGUGAUUGAAGAAUGUAAUAAACAUGGAGGAGUUAUUCAUAUUUACGUUGACAAAAAUUCAGCUCAGGGCAAUGUGUAUGUGAAGUGCCCAUCAAUUGCUGCAGCCAUUGCUGCUGUCAAUGCAUUGCAUGGCAGGUGGUUUGCUGGUAAAAUGAUAACAGCAGCAUAUGUACCUCUUCCAACUUACCACAACCUCUUCCCUGAUUCUAUGACAGCAACGCAACUACUGGUUCCAAGUAGACGAUGAAGGAAGAUAUAGUCCCUUAUGUACAUAGCUUUUUUUCUUUCUUGAGAAUUCAUCUUGAGUUAUCUUUUAUUUAGAUAAAAAUAAAGAGGCAAGGGUCUACUGUCAUUUGUAUACAAUUCCUGUUACCUUGAAAAAAUAAAAAUGUUAACAGGAAUGCAGUGUGCUCAUUAUCCCUAACUAGCAAAUCCCACUGUAUACAAAGCUGUUCUCUUGUUCUGCCUUUUAAAUGUACAUGUAGAAAAUUACAUUAAGGAUCUAUAGGAAUAGCUCUAGGGGGGAACAAAUGUGCUUAAUGUAAAAAGGCAGACAGGGAUGUAAUUAUGUUUUUAAUGUUUCAGAAGCCUAACUUUUUACACAGCAGUUACAUUUCACGUUUCACUAAUGUUGAUAUUUGGCUAAUGGUUUGGCAGAGGUUUCUGGAGUACACUUUUAGUGUAUGGGAAUUCAAGACAGCUAAAGGGCUGUAUGAUUAACAUCUCAUCUUGCAUCAUGAUCAAUUGGCAAGAAAAGGAGAUUCCAAGAUUACAUUUCCAGAUGGUAUCUUUUCAAUUUAAUGUAUCUGUAAAAGUUUCUUUGUAAAUAUUAUGUGUUCUGGUGUGUCUUAAGAUUCCAAACAAAAUGAUCCCUGCAUUUCCUCAAAAUGUUUAGUGGCAGUCUGGUAAGCAAAGCAGUCUGAGCAAGAAAUAGGAAAUGCAGAAAUAGGUUUUGUCUGGUUGCAUAUAAUCUUUGCUCUUUUUAAGCUCUGUGAGCUCUGAAAUAUAUUUUUGGGUUACUUCAGUGUGUUUGACAAGACAGCUUGAUAUUUCUAUCAAACAAAUGACUUUCAUAUUGCAACAACCUUUGUAA
Molecule: messenger RNA, 4319 nt
Organism: Prionailurus viverrinus (fishing cat)
Lineage: Eukaryota; Metazoa; Chordata; Mammalia; Carnivora; Felidae
Gene: RBM39
Product: RNA binding motif protein 39
Exons: 17
Coding region: 2352-3473 (373 amino acids)
Biological process (GO): mRNA processing
Cellular component (GO): nucleus
Molecular function (GO): RNA binding
Source: RefSeq, a predicted model, not a curated record